GAAACCACGCUGCAAUUUACUUUUCUAAAUCCUAACGCAUACGGUACAGUAUAGUCCACUUAGCUUUAUCAAUCAUGUACACACGAAAAUGCUAGCUUCUCCAACAUAGCACUCAAAAGUUAAUUAUGAGAAUGGAAACAAAAAAUUUCAUGACCCCUUUGAGGAUUAGUCUUUGCUUCAUUCUCCUCUUCCUCACUACAACAAGUGCACAAGCCCCAGUUUACAGUUACAAUUCUUGCAUGAACUCAACUUCUAUUAGCCCCACAUACAAAACUAACGUUAAGAGCCUCCUCUCAUGGAUCACCAAUGAUUCAUCCAUAAGCAAAGGGUUUAACUACACCACCAUAAGCAGCAACAACGGUGGUGACAACGACGGUUAUGGCGAUGCUGUUUAUGGGUUGUACAGCUGCAGAUACGACAUCACAGGAUACUUCUGCCAGUUCUGUCUCACCACUGCUGUCAACGAAAUCUCUCGGCUGUGUCCUGACAGUGUUACCGCUAUCCUAUGGUAUGAUGUUUGCAUCCUCCGUUACUCCAAUCAGAGUUUCCAUGGCAAAGUUAGUUUAAGCCCAACGUGGAACGUUACCGGACCCAGAAAAAUCAAGAAUUCAACAGAAACUAAGAAAAUUGAGGAUGCUAUGGAGGGUUUGAUUACAAAAGCAACUAUAGAGACCAAGCAGUUUUGGGCAGUGGAGGAGUUCGAUUGGGGUGACAAUGAGACAUUGUAUGGAUGGGUGCAGUGUGAUAGGGAUCUUCCAAGUGAUGAGUGCAGGAAGUGUUUGAAUGCAAUGUUAGAGAUAUUUCCACAAUGUUGUGGGACAAAGGUACAAUGGGCAGUUUUUGCUCCAACCUGUGGGAUGAGGAUGGAUGAUGAGAAGUUCUACCAGAAAUCAGACGACAAUGGUACUAGUACAUCAAGAAAGUUGAUUAUUUCCUUUAGUGUUCUGGGGUCAGUUGCUCUACUAUGUUUCAGUGUCUACUGCUUCUUGUACAGGAAACGAGUUAGAAAAGAUGAGAUGAUGCUCGAUGAGGAAACAUUGAAUGGAGACCUGCCUACAAUUCCAUUAAUCACAAUUCUAAAUAGUACUAAUAACUUUUCAAAAGCAUCUAAAUUAGGGGAAGGUGGAUUUGGCCCAGUUUACAAGGGAAUUCUACCAGAUGGAAGACAAAUUGCAGUGAAGAGGCUCUCACAAUUUUCUGGUCAAGGCUCAGAGGAGUUCAGGAAUGAAGUAAUGUUUAUAGCUAAAUUGCAACAUCGCAACCUUGUAAGACUUUUGGCGUGCUGCUUGCAGGAAAAAGAGAAGAUACUUGUAUAUGAGUAUAUGUCUAAUGCAAGCCUCGACUCUCACUUGUUUGAUGAUGAAAAGAAAAAGCAACUUGACUGGAAACUAAGAUUAAGAAUUAUCCAUGGAAUAGCAAGAGGAAUUUUAUACCUUCACGAGGACUCUCGACUCAGAGUAAUUCAUAGAGAUCUCAAACCUAGCAAUGUUCUAUUAGACGAUGAGAUGAAUGCCAAAAUAUCAGAUUUUGGAUUGGCAAGGGCAUUUGAAAUAGGACAGAACCAGGCAAAUACAAAACGUGUAAUGGGAACUUAUGGAUACAUGGCUCCGGAGUAUGCUAUGGAAGGAUUAUUUUCUGUGAAAUCUGAUGUUUUUAGCUUUGGAGUUCUUGUUCUAGAAAUCAUAACUGGGAAUAAGAACAGUGGAUUCCAUCUGUUAGAACAUGGUCAAAGUCUUCUUUUAUAUGCUUGGAACAUAUGGUGUGCCGGAAAAUGUUUGGAAUUGAUGGAUCUAGCACUGGUAAAAUCCUUCAUAGCCAGUGAAGUUGAGAAGUGCAUACACAUUGCUUUGUUGUGUGUUCAACAAGAUGAAGCAGAUAGACCGACCAUUUCCACUGUUGUUCUAAUGUUGGGAAGUGACACAAUACCCCUUCCAAAACCCAACCACCCUGCAUUUUCAGUUGGAAGAAUGACCUUAAAUGAAGCAUCAACUUCAGGAAGUUCCAAGAAUCUUUCCAUCAAUGAUGUAACAGUCUCUACCAUGUUACCAAGGUAAUUGGGAAUAUUAUUUCAAUCCUUGAGGUGUGUGUACUUAUUCUUUUUAUAGUUGGCUUAGGACUUUACGGCUUAGGGAGUUAGCUUAGUGCAGUUUCUGUUAUUUUCUUAUAACAGAAAGUAUCUGGGUUAGUGUAAGAUUAGAGAAGCUAUUAAAGCUCUAUAAAGCUUGUAGUUGUUUCUAAUCGAAAGGCUAAUGAGAACCUGCUACUUCCCAGAAACUCUCUUCUAAUUUUGUUCUUUUCUACUCUCUAUUCUUCUGGUUUUCCAGAGAUUUGUUUUCAUAACAUAUUCCAUUAAUAUCAUAAAACUUGUCAGGUAUGGUAUCCUUAUUUUA
Molecule: messenger RNA, 2390 nt
Organism: Glycine soja
Lineage: Eukaryota; Viridiplantae; Streptophyta; Magnoliopsida; Fabales; Fabaceae
Product: cysteine-rich receptor-like protein kinase 25
Exons: 8
Coding region: 126-2054 (642 amino acids)
Biological process (GO): protein phosphorylation
Molecular function (GO): protein serine/threonine kinase activity; ATP binding
Source: RefSeq, a predicted model, not a curated record